AUGCUCUCGCGCCAUCCGUUCCUUAUCCCUGCAGCACUUCUCCUUGGAGGCGCCUCCGCGUCGCAGUUUGCCACUAAUGCCGUAACACAGCAGUCCGCGGCCGUCUUGAAUUCCGUCGUCCAGAUCGGCGAGUACGAUGACGACGACGCUCUAUACCUCACCACUCCCCGAGGAACGGAUGUCGAGAACCCUGUACCCAUGAUCUUCGACCGUAACGGGACAGCUGUGUGGAUGGCCGACUCGACGUAUGCCAAUGCUUUCGAUAUGAACACUGGCUAUUACAACGGUAGCCAGGUGUUGACUGUAUGGACUGGAACUGUCUUCAGUAGCGGGCACGGCGCUGGCGUGUGCUCCUUGCUAGACGAUACCUAUAGCAUCGUUGCCAACGUCACUUCAGUAGGAUCUGAAGGCGCUGACAUCCACGAGUGCCACAUCCCGUCGUCGACCAACUCGAGCGCCCUCAUUACCGUGUACAACACCAUCCCUCUCGACCUAUCAUGUUGCGGAGGUACAUCGGAUGGCUAUCUCACCGACUGUUGGUUUCAAGAGGUCAACAUCACGACCGGCGAGCUGAUCUUCAACUGGAGCGCCGUCGAGCAUAUCCCUCUUCAGUACAGCUACGCUGCACCGGGUGGUUCUGGAACGGAAGAUGAUCCAUGGGACGCCUAUCACUUCAACUCGAUCGACAAGGACGCAGACGGCAACUACCUUAUCUCUUCGAGACAUCUGCAUCAGCUCUUCCUCGUCAACAAGACUGACGGAGAGAUCAUCUGGACUAUGGGCGGAAUGGUGAGCAACUUUACGAUGGGUAACGGCACGAACUUCGAGUGGCAACAUCAUGCUCGCUUUCACAACGACUAUACCAAGAUCUCUCUGUUCGAUAACGCCGCGGCUGACUGGGAACAUGACGAAACUACGGCCCGCGGCCUACUCAUCUCAUUCGAUACGAGUACUUGGAAUGCUACGCUGGAUAUGGAGUUGCUUCCAGAGCCCUACCAGAAUUACUCGAACUCUCAAGGAUCAGUGCACCAGAACGCAGAUGGCACUUGGACUGUCGGUUUUGGCUCUAAUCCCUGGAUGACGGAGUACACCUCGGACGGUACGGCCACCUUUGCGAUGACGCUCGGCGACUCGAAUCCGCCGAUGAACGGGGCGAUCCAGAACUAUCGCUGGUUUAGAGUCAAUUGGGAAGGGAACCCCGCAGAUCCCCCUGCUCUCGCCAUCAACAACAGCAUCGCCUAUUUCUCGUGGAACGGGAAGACCGCGGUCCGGUCGUAUGACCUCCUCGGAGGCUCGGAUGCGGAUAGCCUGUCGACGGUCUCGACGCAUGUCCGUGCAGGCUUCGAGACGAACGUGUCGCUCAGCGACUUCUCGCAUGACUAUAUCGGCGUACUGGCACGCGACAAGAGCGGGAAUGAACUGGGUCGCAGUGCUGUCCUUGCUGUUUCAAACGGGAGCGCCGUCGCUUCGGGUUCGACGACCAAUAGCACUACAACGGACAGCGCCUCAAGCAGCGCCCUAUCCCUCGCGGCGGGCCAGAAGGUCAUUCUUGCUGUCGCGGCCAUGACCACUGGCGCUUUGUCUUUGCUUUAG
Molecule: messenger RNA, 1593 nt
Organism: Peniophora sp. CBMAI 1063
Lineage: Eukaryota; Fungi; Basidiomycota; Agaricomycetes; Russulales; Peniophoraceae
Source: the annotation of a GenBank genome assembly